This is a messenger RNA of Dunckerocampus dactyliophorus (ringed pipefish), 3900 nucleotides long. It is a transcript of the gene ulk1a, whose product is annotated as unc-51 like autophagy activating kinase 1a. The record is from RefSeq and is a predicted model, not a curated record. The coding region runs from base 300 to 3077 and encodes 925 amino acids. The transcript has 27 exons. Gene Ontology annotation, biological process: protein autophosphorylation; autophagosome organization; peptidyl-serine phosphorylation. NCBI's taxonomy places the organism in Eukaryota, Metazoa, Chordata, Actinopteri, Syngnathiformes, Syngnathidae. Gene Ontology annotation, cellular component: autophagosome; cytoplasm. Gene Ontology annotation, molecular function: ATP binding; protein serine/threonine kinase activity.
ACACAAGUUAAUAAAUGAGCUCCUACUGAUUACAGACGUUUACCGGUUGUAACGCGUCUCUAUAGCUAGACAAGCAAUCGUGCUGUUUUGAAACGUUAAAAACACUCUCGGUCGUUAGUAACUGUUGACAUCCUGUCGCACGUGGUAACUUUUUGUCCACUGACAACUUUGUACGAGCGCCGUCGACUUUGUGUUCAAUCAUAAUGCUUGUCCCAUGUGAAGACACUACCGGCGUCCAUUAAAAUGGGAUCCCCCACCUUCAGAGGAGGUUUUGUGGGUCUGUACGUGUGCCUCACUCGAUGGUGAUUGAUCGAACCUCCAGUACCUGCUUGGAUACUUGCUCAAGGUUCCUCAUGGAGUCUGUUGGGAGGUUUGAGUUCAGCAGGAAAGACCUGAUUGGUCACGGCGCCUUUGCCGUUGUGUUCAAAGGACGACAUAAGGAGAAACAUGAGUGGGAAGUGGCUGUCAAGUGCAUCAACAAGAAAAAUCUGUCCAAAUCCCAUUCUCUACUUGGAAAAGAAAUAAAGAUAUUAAAGGAACUCAAACACAGGAAUAUAGUCAGACUACUGGACUGUCAGGAAAUAGGAGGAUGUGUGUAUCUGGUCAUGGAGUACUGCAAUGGAGGUGACCUGGCUGAAUACCUUCAGUCUAAGGGGACGUUAAGUGAGGACACAAUCCGGGUAUUCUUACAGCAGAUUGCUCAGGCCAUGAAGGUUCUGCAAAGCAAAGGCAUUCUUCACAGAGACCUGAAACCCCAGAACAUCUUGCUGUGCCACCCAAUGGGAAGGAGGUCCAGUUCCAUCAACACCUGUGUUAAAAUAGCUGACUUUGGCUUUGCGCGUCAUCUUCAGACAAACACGAUGGCAGCAACACUGUGUGGCUCUCCCAUGUACAUGGCUCCUGAGGUCAUCAUGUCUCAGAAUUAUGAUGCCAAAGCUGAUCUGUGGAGCAUAGGUACCAUUAUCUACCAGUGUCUCACUGGAAAGGCCCCAUUUCAUGCGAACACACCACAGGAGCUCCGCCUCUACUAUGAAUGUAACAGGACCCUCGUACCAAGCAUCCCCAAGGAAACUUCUAGUAACCUAAGGCAGCUACUGUUGGGACUUCUUCAGAGAAACCACAAGGAUCGGAUCAGCUUUGAUGAGUUUUUCCACCAUUCUUUCUUGGAGACAGGCUCAGGCCCGAGGAAGUGCUCUCCAACUCCAGUGUGUUUCUAUCCCAGUUCUGCCUCAGCCAGCUCCUCUAGCAGCUCCUCCACAUCCCAUUCAGCCUCUCCUCAAAUGUCCAAUGGAGAGAGGCGUCAUAACCUUCAGACCAAGUUGACAAAUUCUCCUGUGCAGAACACAGUUGGCUUCCAUUUGAAAGAAAUAGCCAAUCAAGACAGCAGGAACAGUUCAUCUUACACAGAAGACUAUGUAAUGGUCCAUCCUGGGUCACCCUGUGAGUAUACAUGUGAGGAAGAAGUCGGGUCACCCAUUGAGACUUGCCUGCUAUACAGUGGAUGCUCAUUGAUUGCUGAGACAGGUCUUGGAGCUAUUGGUAGAACACCUCCGUCCUCUCCCUCGCUGCAGGGUCGUUCCAAGCCUGCUGGCAAGUCUGCUUUGUGUGGUGGCAGCCAUUCGGAGCCUAUUCCUGUCCCAACUCAGAUCCAAAACUACCAGCGUCUGGAGCAGAACCUCCAACCUAUAGGAUCAAAUGGCUCCACCGGGGUUCGGCUGUGCUAUGCUGGCUACAGUGAAAGUUCCUCACCAUGUGGAGGACAUGCAUCUCCUGAUUCAUGCUGUGCCCCCCAUACCCCAAGGCCAACUAGUAGAGGAUCCCAGGCACAGCAGUACUCUCCACUUGUGGGAACUACACCAAAGACUUCAGAGCAGACCCUACCCCUCAGUACAAGAACUGGAUGGCCCACAGAGUCACCUGACAAGAGGGAAUGUCUCUGCCAUAAGCAGGAAAAUUCAUGCAGGACAAUGUCAGACCUACAUAGUCCUCGCCUGGCUCCUGUUACCCACACCAAUUACAGCAGGAAACCCACCAACAAAAAGGGGCCAUUUAAAAGAUCACAGAGCAUCGGCAGACUGUCAGACAUGCUACUUAAAGCUGCAUUCGGAGCUCAACUUCUUGAACGGAGAAGUAAUGAGAGCCUUUGCUGUGAGAGCAGCAUGGACAUUGCAGCUCCACCUACUGGCUGUCAUACCGGUCUUCCUUUGUCAGCUAGCCCACCAAUUCCUGUUUUCACUAUGGGUUCCCCAGCCAGCGGAACCACUCCUGAUCUUAUGCUACCAAGGAUGCGAACAGGCUCACCCAACUAUAUUACCUCAGCCUGGCUACUCAAUACUUGUCAUCAAAGAAGUCGUCGAAACAGUGACACUGAAUCUAUGGAUGCUACCCCACACAGUCUGGUCUUUUAUCCUCCUGAGCUUCCGGAAGACACACUAAUGGAGCAGGCCCAUACAGAUGCUCUUAGUGACCUUCAGUUCACAUUGGCGUUUGUGCACUGUAUCAUGGAAAUGGCUUCUUCAAAGGACGCGGCACCGUUGGAUCCCGUCAGCGGCCUUGAAGUUUCCUUUUUGGAACACAGUUUGCUGACGGAUCAGAUCAGCCUCUUAAGUCGAGAAUGGAGCUAUGCAGAACAGUUAGCGCUGUACAUGAAGGCGGUGGAGUGUUUGUCAACAGCUCUGCACGGAUCUAAAGAACAUAUCCAGCAAGGUCGACUACUUCCUUCAUCUGCAGUCAAACAAGUGAUUAAGAAGCUGAAUGAGUUGUACAAGGGCUGUGUUACAUGCUGUCGCUCCCUCAGCGAUCGGUUGCAGAGUUUUCUGUUGGACAAGCAAAAGCUUAUGGAUCGCUUCAAUGGACUCACAGCAGAGAAGCUCAUCUAUUGCCACUCUGUGCAGAUGGUACAGUCUGCAGCUUUAGAUGAGAUGUUCCACUGCGGUACAGGAAUAGUACAGCGCUACCAUAAAGCUCUCCUGCUGCUGGAGGGUCUGUCUCGAUUCGUCACAGAGCAAAAGGACAUUGACAGUAUAGAAAAAUGCAAGCAGUGUAUUGAGCGACGCCUCUCUGUCCUGCAAAUCUAAGUGUCCAAGAGGCAUGCUGCUGCCUUCAGAGAAAAUGUGUUGUCAUUCCUCAUUAACUUCCUUGCAAUUAUAUACAAUAAGAAGAUAGAGCCUCCAAGACUGUUGAUAUACACUAGCACUUUUAUAUUUCUCAAGGGAAUAAACACUAGAGUGCCAGCUCCAAGCACACAGUCCAGUGAACGGUCGAAAAUUCUGACCCAUGCACAAAGAAGACUGGACUUCCUUGGGCAUGAUCUUGACUGUUUGACAAGACAUAUGUUUUGAUCUGUAAUUGUUUUUAUUACCAAAGUUUAUUGUGUUGUUUGUUAGUGUUUGGCACAUAAAACCGGCCAAAACAUAAGUUGUACUUGAAACAAAUGUUAGUAUUUGUGAGGUUUACUGAAAUGUUAAGUGACAAACAGGAAUAACAAGACGCUGAAUGAAAUGACCAAUGAUUAUACAGUAUGUGUAGCUAUAAUAGUGCCUUCUAUUUGUGAGUUUUCACUGACAAUUCAAAUAGGAUUCACACGUAUGUAUGAUUAGAUUUAGGAGACUUAAUUUCAUGUGAAUGACGUGUUACUUUGAUGACUCAACUGAUGUAUUAUAUUUAUUGCAUGGAACAUGUUUUUGUAUGUGUUUACAUUGCUUUCAUUCACCUGAGUUUGACAGGUGUAUGCAUUGUGUGUGUGUGUGUGCGUGUGUGAAGACAUUUUGCUAUAGCGAAACACAUUAAUAUAUCGUUUUUUUUCUUCCAGUCUUGCAUUUGCACUUUUUACAGAUUUUAUGAUGGACAGUGUUGGGAAAGCAUGUUUUUGAAGCACAUUGUCAUGAAAAUAAAUGUGUA